AAGCAAAGUGCCAAGGGCUGCUGCCUCGACUCCCUGACACAUACUGCAUCUGGAAUAAAAGCUUGCAAAAUGUCUCGCAUGAGCACAGAAACCUAGCAAUGUUAGGCUGGAACGAGGAAGUGCAGUGGAGAGGGGAGGGACCGAGGGCAGAGUUCCAUAGUGCUGCCGCGGCGCUUCGAACUUCUGCACAUGGAGCGGGGGACAGCUGGAAGAGCUUCAUAUUACAAACUCAAGGAAUAGCAGAGUACCUGCAAAGGAUGGAAACUGAAGAGGCACAGGAAAUGGCCCAAAUAGCAGGGAGAGACAGCCCUGCUACCAACGAGGGGGGAGAAGAUCAAGAGGAGGCCAUGCCUGUCCCAGAAGACCUCUCCACCAGUACCGGCCUCCAGCACAACCACCGCAGUGAUAAACCACCUGCCUGCACUAUAAAAGUUGAGGCUCGGAGUGACGAGGAGAACGGGCUGGCCGCUGACAUGAAUGGAGAGGAGGAGGAGUGUGUUGCCGAGGACUUGCGCAUGCUCGAUGGCUCCGGGGCCAAAGUGAACGGCUCCCACGCAGGCCCUGACAGCAAGCCAGCGGCCGCCUACCCUACGGCCGGGGGCAUCCGCCUCCCCAACGGGAAGCUCAAGUGCGAUAUCUGUGGAAUAGUUUGCAUUGGGCCCAAUGUGCUGAUGGUGCACAAGCGAAGCCACACUGGUGAAAGACCCUUUCAGUGUAGUCAGUGUGGUGCUUCUUUCACACAAAAGGGCAACCUAUUGCGGCACAUCAAGCUCCACUCUGGAGAGAAACCGUUCAAGUGUCACCUGUGUAACUAUGCCUGUCGCCGCAGAGAUGCACUCACCGGACACCUUCGCACGCACUCGGUUGGAAAGCCGCACAAAUGUGCUUACUGUGGUCGCAGCUACAAGCAGCGAAGCUCGUUGGAAGAGCACAAGGAGCGCUGUCACAAUUACCUGCAGUGCAUGGGCCUUCAGAACAGUAUAUAUCCAGUGAAGGAAGAGAACAGCCAGAAUGAGCAGAGGGAAGACUUAAACCCGGCAGCGUCUGAGAGGGCUUUGGUGCUAGACAGAAUAGCUAGCAAUGUAGCAAAGCGUAAGAGCUCUAUGCCACAGAAGUUUGUGGGUGAGAAGCGCUUUGCUGAUCUUUCCUUUGAAAGCAGCUCAGGGGAGAUGAUCCAGCCUCAUGUGAUUGACCAGGCCAUCAACAGCGCCAUAAGCUAUCUGGGAGCAGAGUCUCUGCGGCCACUUGUUCAGACCCCACCUGGCUCUGCCACCGACAUGGUGGUCAGCCCUAUCUACAACCUCCACAAGUCCCAACAGGUGGAGGGGAAUGGCCUGUCAGCCAAAGACAGCGCAGCCGAGAACCUACUCCUGCUCUCCAAGUCGAAAUCAGCCUCCAGUGAGAAGGAUGGCUCUCCUAGCCCCAGUGGCCAGGACUCCACUGACACCGAGAGCAACAACGAGGACCGUGCAGCUGGGGGAGGGGGACCAACGGCAGCCACAGCAGGCCUCAUCUACCUGACAAACCACAUGGCUCCUGGUGUGCGGAAUGGAGGCCUGCCCCUGGUGAAGGAUGAGCAGCAGAGGCAGUUUGAGGCCCUGCGUGCAGCAGGUAUGGAGCUGGGCAUGGGAGUGGCUGCGGAAGGUUUUAAGGUGCUGAGCAGUGAGGGCGAAGAGGUGAGGGCGUAUCGCUGCCUCCACUGCAGGGUGCUGUUCCUGGACCACGUUAUGUACACAAUUCAUAUGGGUUGCCAUGGCUUCCGAGACCCCUUUGAGUGCAAUCUGUGUGGCUACCGCAGUCAGGACCGCUAUGAGUUUUCCUCACACAUCACACGUGGAGAGCACCGCUACUGAGAACACAAGAGGAUGUUGUUGACAGAAAUACAAGCAUACAUACACAGAUACCCAGAGUCAACAAAUACACACCAUAUACAAACUCAUAACUGUUUUUUUUUUUUUACAAAUUGUCUGAACACUGUAUGCAUGUGAAACAUUUAAUUGAGCUUUUAAUUUAAUACACACUGAUUAUUGUAGACAGAUGUAAAUAGAAUUCACUGUCUUGUCUAUUUUUCUACAAUUGUGUGAGGUAGCAAGAAGUACAUGCAGGAGGUACUUUCCAAAUCCGGAAAACUGAAAAUGGAAAUGAAGGAGAAAUAAUUAACAGUUUUUGAAGACAAAUACCCAUAUAAAUUAAUCUUAUGUUGUUUAUUCUUUUGAGCUGUUUUUUGUCAGAAUUCAAACCAUUAAAAAAAAUAGUUUCUUGUGCCUGCAAAGAUAUGUUGAUAUAAUGAUUGUAAAUGUUUUGCAUCAGCAGCGUUGGGAGGUUAUGUCAAAGCCUCACAGACAUAGAACUGUAAUCUCUCUAUGUAUUAUGACCCAAAAUAUUUGGUCAACUAUUUCUUUUGUAUCUUCUUGUUUUGUUUUUAUAAUUUAAGUUUAGUUUUGAGUUGUACUUUACAUGUGGAUAAUAGCAUCAGCAUCUAAAAACAGGCAUGCUUGCAAAAUAUCAAUAAAAGAUAUUUUACAUUUGUGCAACAUCUA
Molecule: messenger RNA, 2540 nt
Organism: Electrophorus electricus (electric eel)
Lineage: Eukaryota; Metazoa; Chordata; Actinopteri; Gymnotiformes; Gymnotidae
Gene: ikzf1
Product: IKAROS family zinc finger 1 (Ikaros)
Biological process (GO): regulation of transcription by RNA polymerase II
Cellular component (GO): nucleus
Molecular function (GO): RNA polymerase II cis-regulatory region sequence-specific DNA binding; DNA-binding transcription factor activity
Source: RefSeq, a predicted model, not a curated record